Messenger RNA from Alternaria atra, 888 nucleotides. RefSeq lists its product as uncharacterized. The transcript has 4 exons. Bases 1 to 888 code for a protein of 295 amino acids. Gene Ontology annotation, molecular function: snoRNA binding; rRNA primary transcript binding. The record is from RefSeq and is a predicted model, not a curated record. Lineage: Eukaryota; Fungi; Ascomycota; Dothideomycetes; Pleosporales; Pleosporaceae. Gene Ontology annotation, cellular component: Mpp10 complex; nucleolus; small-subunit processome. Gene Ontology annotation, biological process: rRNA processing.
AUGAUCCGAAAACAAGCCAGGGAACGUCGCGACUACUUGUACCGCCGCGCUUUGACCCUGCGCGAUGCCGAGCUCGCCUCGAAAAGAGCAGCGCUGAAAGCUUCCCUCGCCAGCGGCAAGCCGCUGUCUAAAGAUGUCGCCGAGGACCAGACCCUGCGACAGGAUUACAAGUACGAUGAGAGCAGGGCGGAUAGGACAGCCGAGGAAGAGUUGGGCCUGGACGACGAGUAUGCGCAACUGUCGGGUGUCGUAGACCCGAGGAUAUUGGUCACAACUUCGAGAGAUCCUUCGAGUAGAUUGGGAACUUUUGCCAAAGAAAUCAGGUUACUGUUACCCACAGCGAUACGAUUGAACCGCGGAAACAUGGUUCUGCCAAACCUCGUCGAGAGCGCAAAAUCAGGUGGACUGAGCGACAUAGUGCUGCUUCACGAGCACAGAGGUACACCCACCGCCUUGACAGUAUCGCAUUUCCCCCAUGGUCCAACGGCCAGCUUCUCAUUACACAACGUAGUCCUUCGCGCCGACAUCCCCAACGCCUCCCGCGGCACAGUCUCCGAAUCCUACCCCCACCUCAUCUUCGAAGGCUUCUCCACCAAGCUAGGAGAACGCUGCGUACAAAUCCUGAAACACCUUUUCCCACCUCGGGAAGCCACAGCCAAGGUCGGAAACCGUGUUGUCACGUUCAAAAACAUCGAGGAUACUAUUGAGGUCCGACAUCACGUCUUUGUCAAGACUGGGUUCCAGUCUGUUGAGCUGGCGGAGGUGGGUCCGAGGAUGAGUAUGAGGUUGUUUGAGAUUAGGGCAGGAACACUGGAUAAUAAGGAGGGGGAUGUGGAGUGGCAUCUCAACCAGUACACAAGGACAGGACGGAAGAAGGAGUACUUGUAA